Messenger RNA from Homarus americanus (American lobster), 3443 nucleotides. RefSeq lists its product as uncharacterized. Bases 1020 to 3284 code for a protein of 754 amino acids. NCBI's taxonomy places the organism in Eukaryota, Metazoa, Arthropoda, Malacostraca, Decapoda, Nephropidae. The transcript has 4 exons. Gene Ontology annotation, cellular component: membrane. Gene Ontology annotation, biological process: G protein-coupled receptor signaling pathway; cell surface receptor signaling pathway. The record is from RefSeq and is a predicted model, not a curated record. Gene Ontology annotation, molecular function: G protein-coupled receptor activity.
GAUAGUGGUGGCGGGAACAUUAGUGCCAUCGCCGCCUCUCGCCACCAACAGUGAUGCCUAACAAUGCCACUUGUUAUCUACGUCGGCCAACACACCGAGAUUUACUUGUGAGUGCCAGGCAACAGGAGUGCCAGUAACAAAGUUGGUGGACAUAGCCUGAGGCAGACUUAAAUAGGUUAACUGGCGACAGUACGAGGAACAAAAAGAUCAUAAUUAUGUCCUAAUGUGUGUGACUCAGCUUACUGCGGGAUAUUGCUUAUUAAGUGUGAUUAUAUGUGAGAGUUAGUGAUACGGGUGUUCAGUGUCGAGGCUGUCGACUGAACAGUGUGUCCAACAAUACGGCGUCCUCACUCAGUUAAUUAACCAGAGUACGGUGAAGGCAGCCAUGACAAGAAGUGUUCCCAUCUACAAUGCAACGCAGAGGAGAUAAAACAAGCGUCUAAUAAUAUAAAUGAUAAGAUAAGCGACACUGAGAAACGUGGAAGAAGCAGACUGAAGAGAAGUAAUGCCGUUAUGAGUAAAGAUGUAGCUCUCUCAUGUAUAGACAGAGACUUAUCCUUGUGAAACAGUUGACUUUAUGAUAAUUUAUUAGUAAAAGUUUAAUGGUGAUGAAUGACUAGUUUUAACGAUCAAGAAUAUUACUUCAUAGGUGUUAUUGAGAAGAAGAAAACCCGGUGCAAAGUUAAAACACACACACACACACACACACACACACACACACACACACACUGAAGAACAAGUGGCGAGAAGACAUCAUCUGUAGCACACUCAAAAGCGGUUAGCGAGCACAAUGACGUAAUAGCUGUUGAAGCACAGAAAUACAUAAAUACAGCAAGUGCUUCAUGAGAGCCUGUUGGAGUAUCGUAGUUCCCUUGUGAAUCUUCAAAGACAUUAAAGAACCUUAAAAAGGACGCAGAGAAGUGAGAGAACCCCUCAAGACUCGUAAGAACCCCCAGAGCCACCUGACAGUCUGCCUCACGUGUUAGACCUCCGGACAGUUCCUCGUGGAUGCUAAAAGGAUGACCCCAAUCAAGUUGUCUAUCUUGAGUAGUGUAGCGACCACCUCCACCACCAGCCGACUCCUCUUCCUCCUGCUGGCGAUGAUACUUGUGACAGCCAGUGGGUCCGUCCCUCCCAGGUGUUCCGUUAAAUCUGUCUGCCAUCGGGACGAUAACAGGAUCUGGCCCGCCCCUUGCUCCUGUGAGGCUGACUGUGGGGUGUACGGCGACUGCUGCCAGGACGCCACCGCCCCCGCACACACCAACCUCUCCACCCUUCCUCACCCACACAAAUGGAGUUGUAGGACCUUCACGAGUAAACACUUGUGUCCCCACUCCGUGUAUGCCAUCGACUGGUGUCCCGAGAAUACAAAUGAGUUCCUUGCCACGCGCUGUGCCGGCCUGGAAGGUCAUCACACAUUCCUCCAAGACAUACUUGUUAAGUCAACUACUUCAGGGAUCGUUUAUGGCAACAUUUUUUGUGCCUUGUGUCACCAGGACGCUCAUCAGCUCAACGAUCUGAACGCCAUUAUGCAGUGUAUCAUAGCAGAUGGUGUCCAACUUCGGAUUACCAAUCGAAAAUUUUUCGCCAAGAUGAACUAUCACGCUGGGAAGCUACAGUGGACGACCACGUUAACGCAGGAGCUGGUCACAACCUACCUCAACAGCAGCUUUGAUAAAGAUGUGAAUAAGACGGUAGAAUGUGCCUUGUAUUAUGAUAUCGCAGGCCACCCUUGUGAUGACGUACAUAAAAGCUGUGCAGACGGAUGGACUCAAGAUGACACGAGGCAGUCUUGUGCGUCGUACACCUACCACGUCUACACCGCGGAGAAGAUAUUCAAGAACUGGGACUGCGCAAUUUGUAAUUAUGUUCCCGUAAAUAAUAUAAAGUGUUCUCCAUACCCUAAACCACGUACUCUCAUCUGUAGUUUUCCACCUUCAUCGGUUAAUGAUUUAUUUAAAGUUUACGGUGAAUGCCAGGAACCUCAAGUAUGGAAUCCACUGUCAGGAAGGUGUGAGGCAGUGAGGUGUGGUUCUCUGUAUAAACUUGUUCGUGGUGAAUGUGUACGAGAUAAUUCUCAAAUGAUUGGACGUUUUUCCAUCAACUCCUCUUGCUUUACCCGGGAUUACGAUCGGAAUCUAAGUGUCACUUUUCCAAACUUAACGAUCUACCUUAAUACGACAGGGACGACCCACCACCGCGGCGAGUACGAAUUCGUCGAUAAGGAUUUCGUCAGAGUUUGUCGGCCUCAAGACACUGUCCCUGUCCUCGGCGUGGUCUCAACAGUGUUCAUGUCAUUGUCACUAUUCUGUAUGUUCCUCCAUAUGUGUAUAUUCUUUUGCCAGUACAAGCGAAGGAGCAUCCCAAGACUCACUCACUUCCUGAUGGUGUUCUCCCUCUUCAUUGCUGAACUCUUCUUACUUAUCACAUUUAACGCCAACGACAACUACGUCGCUUGUGUCGUAUACGCCUCAAUCAUGUAUUAUUUCUUUUCUGUCGCUUUUUUUUGGAUGAAUGUCAUCAGUUUCGACACCUGCCGAGCCUUCUGCUCUCACACCUACGUGAAAUCCACCAUUAAGACGUUUAUAGGUUACUUUGUGUACACCACGACCGUGCCGCUGCUCAUGACGGUAACAGCCGUAGUGGUCGACCUAUUAUCUCCUCCCGACUUUGUUUUACGCCCCGAUCUGGGUACUGGUAGAUGUUGGUUUAACAAUAAGUGGGGACUUGUGUUGUUCUUUAUCUGUCCAGUGUUCUUGAUACUGAUAAUUGACUUCAUUCUUUACAUAAUUGCUGUAUACGAAAUAUAUAAACAACAAAAAUCGGCUGAAUUUGCGUCGCGAGCAGCUAUUAAAAAUAACAAACGUAGAUGUAGGUCAGAUGCGAGUAAUAAGAGAACUGAGGGACAGUGUGAAUAUCCCCCUUCUAGUGCUGUUACCUCGAGGUCCACAACACCAGACAUGGGCACAUCAGCAAUGUGUCUGGAAGAACUUCCUGGAAGGGGCCUGGAACGUCAGCAGAAGAAAACUCAACACCUGAAGGUGGUGAGGGACCGUGUGGUAAUCUACAGCAAGGUGGCGCUCAUCAUGGGCAUGACGUGGGUCUUCGCUCUCGUCUCCCUCUUCGUGGAGUCAUCUGUGGUGAAUUAUUGUAAUGUCUUCUUCAACUGCUUACAAGGAACCUUCAUUUUCAUUUCUUUCGACUGUACAAAAGAAAACAUUAAUAGGCUGCGCUACCGACUGACUGGAUACAGCAGCAACCAAGAUACUGUAGAGACAGUGUAAUGAUUUUUCUAUAAAUACAUUUGUAGGUCAUAUAUUAGGAGGCCACAAUAUAAGUAAAUGUCUAUUAUUAACUAACAAAAUAUAACACACGUAUAAUACAAGACAGUCCCACGCAAUAUUCUGAAUAAUAGAUGUGAAAUCCCUGUAUUUAUUGUCACU